AUGAUGACAAACUACAGUUUAUGGUUCUCCAAACGGGAAAUGAAGACCAUUCUUUUUGUGUUAAUUCUGUUGCCGGCGGCGUUAUCCUACAUUGGAGCUCAGUCUCCAGGAAAUUCUCAAGAUGUCACAGACAUGAAAAACUCGCUUGGUCGAUGGAGAAGAGCUGCCAUUGUGUUGGUCGUAGCAGUAAUCGUGAUCUUGAUUAUCUUCCUGCUGUGUUUAGGCCUUCAACGCUACAUAGACUCAAAUGCGCAGGGGGCAGCGAACAGCGGCGGAGGCGGAGGCGAAGGCGGAGGCGGAGGCGGAGGAGGAGGUGCAGCUGUUAUCGAAAUGUCAACGACGGCAACGCAGUCUACGCAGCCUAGUUGUGGACUCGAUGCGGCAGUGGUUGAGACGAUCCCGAGCCUAAUGUAUUCGGAGGUGAAGAGGCUCCAAAUUGGAACAGGCGAACUGGAAUGCGGCAUUUGUUUGGAAGAGUUCGAAGACGAUACCAUGCUUCGUGUUCUCCCCAACUGCGAUCACGUCUACCACACCCACUGUAUUUAUGAAUGGUUAAAUAUACGUUCCACUUGCCCCAUUUGCGUACGCUAUAUCACACCCGGACCCGACGAGUCCCUACAACGACCCGAGUCUUCCAACGACGGCGCUGCAGUCGAACCGGCGAUUGGUGAAAGAACCCUGGAAGAACAAUUUCCGGCGUUAUUAGUGCCUGCCACAGAACCCGAUGAUUCAAGAAUGACACGCCCAAUUCUCUCGCGGUCUCAGACGACCAGCCACUCGUUGACCCAAGCGGGCGAGAACACUGAUCGAAGUACUCUGAAGUUAUCCGCCAAGGAUAAGAAUAUGAUCCUUCGCCGGGCCAGGAGCCAAGUGAUGUUGCGUACAGAGAAUCGUUCGGGGGUUCUGGAUCGAGGCAGUGGAGAAGGGACUAGCAGAGGUGGGUACCGAUGA
Humulus lupulus (European hop) is the source of this 951-nucleotide messenger RNA. Its product is annotated as E3 ubiquitin-protein ligase ATL6-like. Bases 1 to 951 code for a protein of 316 amino acids. The transcript has a single exon. Lineage: Eukaryota; Viridiplantae; Streptophyta; Magnoliopsida; Rosales; Cannabaceae. The record is from RefSeq and is a predicted model, not a curated record.